Molecule: messenger RNA, 4124 nt
Organism: Osmerus eperlanus (European smelt)
Lineage: Eukaryota; Metazoa; Chordata; Actinopteri; Osmeriformes; Osmeridae
Product: fibrous sheath CABYR-binding protein-like
Exons: 8
Coding region: 628-2694 (688 amino acids)
Source: RefSeq, a predicted model, not a curated record
CAACAUUCUACUAUAGUCUGUCUGUGGGAAUGCACCUUUGCCAUAUAACCCUAUGUUAUUUUGGGGGGGGUUGGUCAGAUUCCAAGCAGUAUUGAAAACUCUAUUGGGGCCAGUGAUGUUCAGCAGCUUGCUUUGGAGUUGGUUUUCUUCGAGAAAAACACUAGAGUUCCGAAACUCAUUGGCAAGAACUUCAUCAAACUGCUGGAAAUCCUCAAUAAAACAGCAGUCCCCCACCAGGUGGAUCUGAGACUUAAACGACAGGUAAAAACUAAAUUAGACUCUUAUUACGUAUUGAAAUGUUAUUUAUAAUGUGUGUUUGCGUACACCAGUGUUGUUGAACUUCCAAUUUAGGUCAUAUGUAAGCUUGAGUUGGAUUUGGUGAUAACCUAUGGAAGUCUAGGUUAUGGAUACUCGCAUCAGUUGCAUCACCCAAAGAAGACAUUGGAGGUGGUGGUGGAGCGGUCUACCUUUCUACGCUGUCCUCCUCCAGAGAAUCGCAAAAAUUCCCAUUUUAAUGUGAUCACCCCGAAACCAGUGCCAUACACUGACUUUAUAGGAGCCUUGUUGCAAAGGGACGCCACUGGUCUUAGCAGCGGCCUGCCUGGAGUCCCUCCCCUCGUCCUGGACAUGAUGGAGAGAAGGGGCAGGCUGCUAGAGAUGCACGAAACUAUGGAGGAUUACACGUCUGAGGAGGCAGUCCAUUUCCUGGAAAAGUUGGUGAUGAGGAAGGGACUUCAAUCCGAAACCCCUUGGAGGAAGAACAAGAAAGCCAAGAACAUGUCAGCCCUGAUCCCUACUCAGAUGAAUUUGACUGAUGCUACCAAACAGCACGUGUCUGCAGAUCAAAGCCCCACAGGAGUUACAACUUCAGCUCCGAUGACGCUCGCCCCCCCUUCACAGGACACAUCCAUAUCCUAUGAAGAUGAGAGACGGGACUCUCCACCAAAAGCCAAGAUGGAAGACACAACCGAGAAGCCUCAGUCUCCCCCAGAAAAGAACCCUCCCAAAAUAACCCCUGAGCAGUCUUCAGCCACGAGCACACCUGAAGCUGUGCACUCUGACCCGCCCCCUACACCCCCACCCCCCAUUGAGGUUCAACAAACCAUAGCACUUAAAUCAAUUACUGCCCCUAAACCAGCUCUCCAAAGUGCUGUGGCUAGUUCAUCCCAAUCCCCCACAUCUCCCCCCAGAGACGUACCCAGUGUCCUGCCUGAGAAUCCUAUGGUUAUCCUAUCUCAUACCAAUGAAACCCCCAAACCAACCAUGGAUACCUCCCCAUACUGUAUCACUGUAGUGGAAAAAAAAGAGGAGGAGGAAGAGAAACGGGAGAAGCAGAAGGAGGUUGUCGCUCCCGUGUCGUCGCUCAUCCAUGCACCCACACAGAAGCAUGUGCAGGAGGAGUGCGAGACCCGGCCAUGCCAGCCCAGGGUGCAGUCUGAUCCUGCUGAGUCCAGCCAGGAGAGCCCUGCUGAGUCCAGGCAGGAGACCCCUGCUGAGUCCAGGCAGGAGAUCCCUGCUGAGUCCCGGCAGGAGACCCCUGCUGAGUCCCGGCAGGAGACCCCUGCUGAGUCCCGGCAGGAGACCCCUGCUGAGUCCAGGCAGGAGACCCCUGCUGAGUCCCGGCAGGAGAACCCUGCUGAGUCCAGGCAGGAGACCCCUGCUGAGUCCAGGCAGGAGACCCCUGCUGAGUCCCGGCAGGAGACCCCUGCUGAGUCCAGGCAGGAGACCCCUGCUGAAUCCAGGCAGGAGACCCCUGCUGAGUCCAGGCAGGAGACCCCUGCUGAGUCCAGGCAGGAGACCCCUGCUGAGUCCAGGCAGGAGACCCCUGCUGAGUCCAGGCAGGAGAACCCUGCUGAGUCCCGGCAGGAGAGCCCUGCUGAGAGGCCAAGUGAUGGAGAGCUGGGUUGGAACCAAACAGAUGCUGUUGGAACGAGCAGCACUAGGAAAGCCAGCGGUGAAGUGGAACAGCUCGCCUUGGGGAAGUCCAGAGCAAAAAAGGAUCCUCUUUGCUGCACUAAGGUCCGAAAGUCCACUGUAACGUGGACUGAGUACCGCUCCCCUGAGCCCAGCUCCAUGGGGGGGCUGGACCGGGGUCUCCCCGCUGCCCUAUGGCCCAGCUCCACCCUUCACCAGCUGCUUGUAACUCCCACCAUGCUGUUCUCACUCCCAACCAUCCCACCUUCCAACUUCUGGAGCAGCAAUCUCCGGACCAGCUCUCAACUCCCCCUCCCACCUCUUGGUGCUUCAGCUACAUUUCCUGACAUCAAGACCCUGACCUUGGACCCCUCUCCCUGGAUGGAUGGAACCAACCACCCAUCUUUACAACUGGAGGGUCUUGGCAGCAGCAGGACUGACAGGCUGGGCCCUAGGCUUGGGACAUUGAGCACCAGUAAUGAGAGUGCAUCUCUCUCCUCCUGGCUGAGCCACAAUAAUCUGACAGGCACUGCUAGUUCAGGACCGUGGUCCUUUUGCUCUAAGGCUGAUAUCCCAAGCUUACGUAGCGGCCUGGUUUCCUCUCCUCUCGCUCCCAUCUCUACCCUAUCCGCCAGUCCCUCUACGCAAGUCAAUACCUCCCCUGGACGAACUAAAGCCAACAAGCUAGGGAAAGAGAGGCCCAAGGUUGUGGAUACACCUCAUGGGUCAAUCCCUUACCAAAGACCCAACAGAGACAAAGAUUACUAUGGGAAAAUGUAGACCUAAAAAGUCUUCUUGCUUAUUUUUUGAAGUUGCCUGUGUGAGUGUCUAAGUAUUAAAAAUGAGUCAAAACAAUCAUGACAUUUUGUCACUUUUUUUGCAUAGCAAGGUGGAACCUUUUUAGCAUGGGUGCUAGAUUGUAAAGCAUGGAUUGGUUUUCAGACUCAGUAAUUCCUUUUUGAAGCCCUUAACCUGCCCAUGGCCAUGUACCUGUGAUGAUUAGUCAAAUACAAUGUACGGCAUUAUUUUUAUUGCACUUUCCAGUAGCAAAAUGUCAAGAUUGUUUAAAAUGUUUCCAAGGUUUGUACAAACUGCUUUGUAUACAAGUGAAAAAUCUGUGAAAUAUGAACAAGUGAAAUGUAUCUGAAAUAUUUGUAUACAUAUGAAAUGUCAUAAGUCUUUUCGGUGAAAUAAUUCAGUGUAGUGUUUAAUGAAAUAAGUAUUCAGUGUUGUGAACAGGGAAGUCUUGGGGGAUUUGGAGGGAACUGGACGUAUUAAAGACAGUCAUGUUUUCUCACAGCCACUAGGUGUCACAAACCGUGACAAUCAAAAGGCCAAGUGCCAAUUCUAAAUGCAAUUAAACUCAAUUGCAUUCGAGAAAAAACAAGGCAGUUUACUUUUAGUUGAUUAGUAGCCACCCAUCAGUCUUUAAAAAUAUUUUGGCUUGCUAGCUAGUUGUGAUUUGUGAUAGUACAGCAUCCCAUUUAAUAUGGGUUAAGGAGAACUGCUAAUUUACAUCACCAUCACGUUAGCAAAAUAUUAAAUUCCAUUUGAUAUCUCCAGAACAAUAUGGAGGGGGAAAAGUACUCCGGCUAGCAGACAUCAGUCCUCCUCCACGCUAUCCUGUGUGAGAUUUACCUUUCAAGGCCAGUAAUGAGACUUCAGUAAUGAAACAGCAAAAAACAGAUUUGGUUGGAUGAGAUGAAAAUUAAUUUACUUAUUCUCUUGUGAUCUGUUAAGUACUGUAUGAAAGGAAUAGUUUUCAAAAGAAUGUCAAUCUGAACCACAAGCCUUGUUACUUGUGCAAAUUAGAGGAAGGUAUCUAGAAGUUCCGCCUCUGCUUGUUCAACAAAACUCUGCCAGUCAAACACUUCAUCUUAGUGCACAUAGAAAUCCAAGCAAUGUGACUCCCAGUCUCUACUGACAUGAAGAAACUCGACAAAUACUUUUAAUUUUUUUUAUUGUGAAGACAAGACUUCAUAUGACUGAAUAAAAAUGCUCAAAAGAGAGAACAAUAAACAAGGUCAAAAUUUCAAAUUUGUUUUGGUCGACACCUUUCUUUGUUGGGUCUGGUAGAGGGUGAGUGAGAGGGUAGGGAUUGGGUAGGUGUACAUGAGAAGAAUGGCUAAAAGUAUAAAGAGGAGAUAGGAGAACAGACAAGGCAAAAGGAGAAACAAGAGGAAAGGGAGGGUACGGUCAUGGAUCAUCAG